AUGGUUGAAGCGCGGCCUUCCGCACCGGAUGUGCGCGAGCGAUACAUCUCCGGACCCAGGCGUCUCGGAUCCUAUCGAGUUCAGAAAGCCGGUCAACAGAAUGCAGAAACCUGUGACGGCGCACGGAGCCAAGGCAUUUUCGGUUUCAUCAAAAAAUCACGCAAAGAAGCUACGGAGGUCCCCUUGUCUGUGGCUCCUGCUUCCACGCUCAGUUCUCAGCAAGAGGGAAACUCUGAUGCUAUGUCGCUGCGCACGUUUGCCAUGGUCGGUCGAGGUGCCUCGGAUCCUUUGCUGGCGGAGAAAACCACGCCCAGCACGCCAGAACUCUCGUCUACUCCACCUCCGCUUCCCCCCAAGGAUCGCACGUACGACACGUAUCGGGUGCGUACAGUGGACUCGUCCUCAAGCUCUUCGUACGGGUCGCAAACUGCGACCGUCACUCCGUCUUCAGUUCGAUCGGUUUCUAUGGACUCGGCAGACGCGAUUGUACCGGGUCGCCCGACCAACAGGAAUGCAGAGGAUCGCCAAUCGGUCAAGAGCUUGCAUACGGAAAUCUCGGUUGCCGGAGAGUCUACGGAGUCCUUGCCGUCUACUCCGGACCUGACGAGAAACCUGUCGAUGAUGCUCAAGCAGCUAGUUACGCUCGGUCGCGAGAUCAAAGAGAGUCGGAAGCAGGAACGCGUCCUUGUCGCACAGCCUGGUCUCCCUAAGGUCAUCGUCACUCCUCCAACAGACCCAAUCCCAGAUGGCGAAGACGAGCUAGCUUCUCCUGUGGACUUUGAGCGCUCCUCUCUGAACGCUGAUACGGAUGGCGCGCACCAAGGUAUGAGUAACACCCCAUCUAACAAUGACCCAACCUUCGACGGCGCUCCUUCGUCCAACGUGUUACCCCUUGAAACGCAAGAACUUUCUAGAAGCAACAGUCCGGCGAUCGACGGACGCCACUCAUGCACGCUGGCGAUUCCGGAUGUCAACUCGCUACGCCCUUCGGCUGUCGACCUCGUCCUGGAGUCUCACGAGCCCAGCGCGACCGUGCAAUCGGCACCAUCUGUGACGUCAAUGGAAGCCAUCGAUUGGGACUCGUUGCCCCUUCAGCCCACCUCCCGCUUUCCUCGUCUGCGCUCAUUGGCUUGCUUUUGA
Punctularia strigosozonata HHB-11173 SS5 is the source of this 1140-nucleotide messenger RNA. RefSeq lists its product as uncharacterized. The coding region runs from base 1 to 1140 and encodes 379 amino acids. The transcript has a single exon. The record is from RefSeq and is a predicted model, not a curated record. Lineage: Eukaryota; Fungi; Basidiomycota; Agaricomycetes; Corticiales; Punctulariaceae.